Messenger RNA from Dermacentor silvarum, 2098 nucleotides. RefSeq lists its product as uncharacterized. Lineage: Eukaryota; Metazoa; Arthropoda; Arachnida; Ixodida; Ixodidae. Bases 126 to 1859 code for a protein of 577 amino acids. The transcript is spliced from 2 exons. Gene Ontology annotation, molecular function: zinc ion binding; nucleic acid binding; RNA-DNA hybrid ribonuclease activity. The record is from RefSeq and is a predicted model, not a curated record.
AGCCCAUUGUAACCAGGUACGAAGCCUUCACUACCUUCUCCGUCGGAGUGUCUCCAACCGCUACGGCGGUAGGCAGCCGAGAACGGCGGCACGAGCCCUAUGACCGCCAGCGUGUUUUGAGGCACAUGAGUGCAACGCAGGAGCGCGUCCAAGAUUCUGCCAACGUGCAUCAUGCGAAUGAUAUCAUCAGGCCAGCACGGCUAGUCCUUGAUCAUCAAGGUGCUGAUGGCCCGCCUCCGGUGACCAUGGUGGAACCCAGCGAAGGUGAGAGCAAGAGACCUCGUCUUGAGGAAACUCAGAAUCAAGAUAACGACAAUACUUCAAACUAUGACUUAAGCGAUUAUGAAGACAUUGAGUGUGAUGAAGCACCUUUCACAUCUGUGACCUACAAAAAGAAAAGAAGUGAAGGAAUCCCAGUGGUAUUCCGACCGUCAGAAGAAGGACACACUUUUUGGCAAGUGAAUCCGAAUCGUGUUUCCUCAGAAAUUGUGUCGGCGGCAAAGGAAAAAGUGCAGUCGUUCCGAGUAAACGGAGACGGCAGUUUCUCAGUGUCUGUUGCCUCAGUGGCAUCGGCGAAAAACCUGCUUUUACUACAGGAAGUAGCAGGACUACAAGUUAAGCCCUACAUACCGGCUUCGUACACUCGAAAUGUCGGGAAGAUUCAUCACGUGCCACUUCAAUACACUGAAGGACAACUGCUCGAGUUUUUGAAAGAUUUUGGAGUAAUAUCAGUCCGCCGCCAAGCAAGAUACUAUCGUUUGGAGGAUGGUACAGUUAAAUCCCGCUCUUUAUACAGUGUAAUCCUUCACUUCAGAGACGACAAGCCUAUGCCUCAGAGAAUCCACUUGGGGUUCACCAGCCACCCGGUGGAAGAGUACCUUGGUCCUGCGUUGAGGUGUUAUAAUUGUCAGAGGUUUGGACACCUGGCAAAAAACUGUCGCGGAUCACGUCGAUGUAAAAUCUGCUCCGAGAACCAUGAGCACACUGAAUGCAAGUCUGUACGACAGCCUAAAUGUGCAAAUUCUGCCUUUGUCAUUCCAGAAUGGAACCGAAUACAGACGUUUAAACUUUCUCACACGACAUCAUCAACUACAGCAGAGCUUUUUGCUAUAUUGUCUGUGUUACGAUACAUAAAUUCAACUCAAGAAGGGAACCAAUGGGUCAUCCUUUGUGACUCACAAGCAGCUUUGUCGUCACUUCAUGGUGGCAUCAGCAAUUCCCAAAACAUGGCGUUAGUUUAUGAGACACUAAAGGAGCUCACAAAGGCAAGUGAAAAAUCCCGCACAAUACUGUUCCAAUGGAUACCAGGGCACUGCAAUAUCCCAGGGAAUGUUGCAGCAGACAUGGCUGCUAGACAAGCGCAUAUUAAUACCGACACACACGGUCUCCCUCUAACGCAAGGAGAAUUGCAGCACAUACUAAGACAGAUCUCAGUCCGUGGUUGCAAAGCGACAUGGUUUGAUCAGAACUCGAAAUCUUCAGAUUUAUUUCACAUUGACCCUGCACUUCAAUUCAAAAUCCCGUCCACAUUAAAUACAACCAGAGCCUUCGAAACACUCAUUCACCGUCUGCGGCUCGGUACCGCGUACACAAAACAUUUUCUCCAAAAAAUUUCGAGAGCUGAUAGUCCGGAAUGUACUUGUGGCCACGCGGAUGAGGAUGUACAGCAUCUUCUGUUAGAAUGUCCGCGACACGAUACACACAGACAACGUUUAGCACGUUAUUUAGAGACAUUAGACCGCAGGCCCUUCAGCCUCAGGAAGAUAUUAGGUCCUUGGCCAACAUAUUCGUUGCAAAGACGAGCGUUAAUGGCCCUCCAAAGAUUUAUAGAAGCGAGCAAUAUUCUCGGAAACUAUUGAAAAGAGUGUUUACAUGUGAUAAACUCACUCUAUGGUCAAUUCGUACCUGGGUUCAUGUAGUUUCCUUUAAAUCGAAUCCAUGCUAUCUUAUGUGCCGUGAUUUUAGUAUAAUUACGUGACCGGACUUUGUGUUUACUUUAGUGCAGCUAUGUGACUGAACUUUGUGUGCCCUUUUUCUGAGUGGACUUUCAGUUUUAGUGUGACAUUAGUAUACUUAUGUGACUGGAUUUUGUGUUUAA